ACAAAAGAAAUUGCAAUUAGUCGCAAUAUCAAGUAUGCAUUAGUAAUCCACACAUUUAAUCGAAACAGCUGUUGUGUGACAACGAUAGCGUGGAAAGGGACAGUAAAAGUUAAGAUUCAACCGCAAAAUCAGACAUCGAGGAGAGAUCCAAAACAGAUCUUCGUGUGGCUUUAGUGGUUUCAAGUUGGAUGUGGGUAUCGCCCUCACAAUCAAUUCAUUGACAAUUUGCAGUACAAAGUGUAAAGAUGGUGGACGAUAAACUCACGCUGAAGCAGGCCGAGGUGUCAGUGCAGCGCUUCCAGGAGCAGGCUGUGCCCCAUCACAUGAGUCUGCUCGAGAAUCAUCGGAGCAACAUUGAGAAGAGCCUCGCUCUGGGCGAUUGGCACAAGAUCAAAAAGGAAGAGUUAAAUGCAAUGCGUGUUAUUAAACAGAUUAAAAACUUACUGCUAGAAAUGGAUGCACUGCGCGAGAAGUUGCGAGAGGAGGAUCAGGAGCGUUUCGAUAACUUGAUGAAGGCGGGCAAGGAUCGGGCUUUCGAGGGCAUGAAGAAGUUUUUAGAAUUGAAGCUAAAAACGCCCAACGUCCAGCAGGAUGACGAUCAGGAUAAUCAUUCGUUGGUGGACAUAGAUAAUGUGCCCGCUCUGCAGCAUACUCUACCGCAGUUGCAAACAAAUUUCCAGCUGGAGGAGCAUCAGCUGCUACAGAGGCAAUCCUGUCUGGAGCAAAUGGAGCAGCUGCAGCAUGAAAUCUAUAGUCUCAAUUGCAUGUUCCAUAACAUGCGAGAGCUUACGCAGGAGCAGGCAAAUAGCGUUCAGUCUAUAGCAGACAAUGCAGAGGAAGCUUUGGAGAAUGUAAUCGAGGGCGAGAAACAGCUAAGAAAUGCCUUGACCUACAGGAAGGCGAUGUAUCCGGUUGUGGGCGCUCUGCUAGGCACCUGUGUGGGUGGUCCCAUUGGCCUGGUAGCUGGCAUAAAGGCAGGUAGUCUCGCCGCCGUUGGCUGUGGCAUACUGGGAUUCACUGGCGGAUCUGUGCUGAAGAGCAAUCCGAAUGUGAUGCACGGCAACAUCGAGGAGCAGCAGGCACAACAGCUGGAGGACGGCAACGAUUCCACCGAGACUCUCGAGCUGGCCGAGAAGUCCGAAUGACCAAGAAGCAAUUCCGGGGUCUUGGCAACUACGACCAUGUGGACAGGCAACAGGCUCCGUCUGGAGGCAGCCACCACAGGCGUCAUAUGCAGUGUGCGCAGCUAUUGUAACAUACAGUGAGGGCGUAGCUAAAAAGUGGAAGGAUGAAAGUCCUUGAAUUUGUUUGUGAGGCAGCAGAAGCAGAAAGACAACUGAGAAGUUACUGUGCAAUUUCUAUUUGGUUUAAGUUUAGAAAACGUUUAGAUCUAUUUGAAUCUCGCUCUGAGAUCUUUAUUAAGAGAGAAUCAGCAUUUCCAAAUUAUUUGAUUCAUUUCGGUAAACCGAGAUGAAUAUUACACUAAGGAAAAAUUUUUGUACUGAAGAAGAAAUUCGUAUUAUUUCUUCUUCAAUGAAUGUUCCCAUUUGGUAGAGUCAUUAAUGUAAGAUCUUGAACGAAAGAAGCAGGUUCUUCGAUGUGCUCUUCUUCAAUCCAUUGUCUUAGCUAGUUAAGGAGAUGCAGGAAAGUCUGCUGAUGAUAAUCGAUAUGUUCUCCCAUCUUCUGAUUCUCUGUACUCUUCUCUUGUUUAAGAUGAACAGAAGCUACCAGGCGAAACAACCUUUUAAAGAGAAUACUACAAGGUCGCAAAAUAUUCUGUGCGAUUUAUGAAUCCCCAGUUUUGUUU
This is a messenger RNA of Drosophila navojoa, 1807 nucleotides long. It is a transcript of the gene Syx17, whose product is annotated as syntaxin 17. The record is from RefSeq and is a predicted model, not a curated record. NCBI's taxonomy places the organism in Eukaryota, Metazoa, Arthropoda, Insecta, Diptera, Drosophilidae. Gene Ontology annotation, biological process: exocytosis; vesicle fusion; intracellular protein transport. Gene Ontology annotation, molecular function: SNARE binding; SNAP receptor activity. Gene Ontology annotation, cellular component: autophagosome membrane; plasma membrane; SNARE complex.